UAACAUUACUUUCACAGGACUUUUCUUCGCACUACACCGCGCAGUGUGUUGUUUUUUCUUUUCGACACUUCGGUCGUUAACAUCGUGCUAUUCAUGUUUAAAUCGCCGUUUUUACAGUGAUUUAGUCUGAUUAGUUUUACAAAAACAUUUUUUUUGUUUGUUCCGGUCAAGUUUUAUUUAAACAGUUUAUCCAGCAACAUGAUUGAUCAACUUCAAUGUAUUGCUUGACAUACAAUUUUUUCUGUAAUUUCAUUUGGUAAUAAAAGGAAAUUGUGCUAUCAUUCCAAUGACUGAUCACAAGAACUUUAGAAGUCAAGUAUGGAUUGGUGGCGUUGGUGUGGGUGGUGACGUGAGUGAAGUAGAAAACUUUUACAAUGGUGCUACAGUUUUUGUUACUGGUGGAACAGGCUUCGUUGGCAAAGCACUUGUUGAAAAACUUUUGAGGUCAUGCCAAGGGUUAAAUACCAUCUAUUUGCUAGUUCGACCAAAAAGAGGCAAAGAAGUUCAAUGUCGUUUCGAGGAGUUAUUAAAAAAUCCGGUAUUUGAUCGUAUUAGAUCAUCAGCCGAUUCAGAUAACUUAUUUAGCAAAGUAGUGUGCGUAGCUGGUGAUGUCUCUGACCCUGAACUUGGUCUUAGUGCUGAAGACAAACAAAGACUAUGUUCCGAAGUCACCGUCGUGUUCCACUCGGCAGCUACUGUCAAGUUUAACGAGUCACUGCGCACAGCCGUUACACUCAACACAUUGGGAACAUUACGAGUCAUUGAGCUAUGUAGAUCCAUGGCUAAACUGAAGGCAAUGAUACACGUGUCAACGGCAUAUUCAAAUGCAGAUAAGACUAUAAUUGAGGAAUUAGUUUAUAAACCACCAGGAGACCCAGACUUAGUGAUCAAUUGUUGUCAAAAAAUGUCUGAAGAUGAUUUGCGACACAUGGGUCAAAGACUGCAAGGCAAACACCCCAACACAUACACUGUGACUAAAGCCAUGGCAGAAUGGGUUGUUGCAGAACGGGCCGAUGAAAUACCCGCAGCUAUCGUAAGACCAAGUAUAGUGACUGCAGCUUGGAAAGAACCAUUUGAAGGCUGGGUUGAUAAUAUAAGUGGAAUAACUGGUAUCAUGAUGGAAAUUGGAAGAGGUACAAUAAGAAGUAUUGUUUGUGAUCAAAAGCUACGUGUAGACAUCAUACCUGUGGAUAUUUUGGUUAACACAUUAAUUACUUCAGCCUGGCACACAGCUUCCUUUAGACAAAAUGCUGUUCGAGUUUACAAUUGUACUUCGGGUGCACUGAACCCGUUGCGUUGGGAAGAAUUGGGUGGUUUGACCCAAUACCAUUCAUUAACAGUUCCAUCCAAAUACAUUCAAUGGUAUCCGGGAUUCUCAUUUCGUACCAACCGCAUGGUGCACAGAUUAAUUGAAAUUCUAUUUCAUUUUGUACCUGCAUUUAUAUUAGAUAUUGUUCUAAGGUUAACGGGGUCAAAACCUAUGAUGCUGAACAUUUAUCGUCGUUUCAAAAUGGCAGCUCGCACUGGUGAGUUCUUUGCAUUGCAUCAAUGGGAUUUCAUCAGUAAUAACAUUCGGGAAUUAAACAGAGACUUUACCUCAAACGAUCGGGUUACGUUUCCCGUUGAUAUUACUCAGGUCGUUUGGGACAGCUAUGUAAAAGAUUACGUGUAUGGUAUACGCAAGUUUGUGUUAAAAGAUCCACCAUCCACUAUUCCGAUCGGACUUAGUAAAUUGCAAAAAUUCUACUGGAUGCAUAGAAUGGCUCAGUGUUUAUUCGUUGGUGUUAUGAUACACAUUAUUAAAUCAAAAUAAUAUUUUUUUUAUAAUGUAUAGUAUGUUGACGAUGCCAAAAUUGUAAAUAAUAUUUGAUAAUACUUUAAUAUUAUAAUUUAAUAAUAAUUAUAAUCGUAUAAAUAAUUUCUUUUAUUUAAUAUAAAAAUUUUUUUAUAGUAUUGAUAAAUACUUUUAUUAUUUUAAAUAGCGAUCAUUUUUCAUUUUUUAA
This is a messenger RNA of Daktulosphaira vitifoliae (grape phylloxera), 2003 nucleotides long. Its product is annotated as putative fatty acyl-CoA reductase CG5065. Gene Ontology annotation, cellular component: peroxisome. The record is from RefSeq and is a predicted model, not a curated record. NCBI's taxonomy places the organism in Eukaryota, Metazoa, Arthropoda, Insecta, Hemiptera, Phylloxeridae. The coding region runs from base 287 to 1813 and encodes 508 amino acids. Gene Ontology annotation, biological process: long-chain fatty-acyl-CoA metabolic process. Gene Ontology annotation, molecular function: alcohol-forming very long-chain fatty acyl-CoA reductase (NADP+) activity. The transcript is spliced from 8 exons.